AUGGUGAAUGCCAUUUAUAGCGGGUCUUCGGACGAGGACCUGCCCAAGAUCAAGCCGCUGUGGCCCAACAACGGCACGGUUCCGCAACAGCAGCCCCUUGAGUGGGAGUGGCAGCGGGAGUGGGAGAGGGAGCGGCCGGACCCGGAGAAGAAGCCGCGGCUGGUCAAAGUGCGGCUGUCGGUGCACUACCGCGUGCACUCGCGCCAGAUGCUCUGCAUCGGCGGCUCGCAG
Monoraphidium neglectum is the source of this 231-nucleotide messenger RNA. RefSeq lists its product as hypothetical. NCBI's taxonomy places the organism in Eukaryota, Viridiplantae, Chlorophyta, Chlorophyceae, Sphaeropleales, Selenastraceae. The annotation marks the transcript as partial. The transcript has 2 exons. The record is from RefSeq and is a predicted model, not a curated record.